AUGCGGCGGUGGCCGGUGCUGGCCUUCGUGGCCUGGGCCGCGCUGCUCUUCUGGGCCGCGCUGGGCCUCUUCGCCCGCGGCUUCCUCCUGACGCGCCUGGAGCUGCCCCAGCGCAGCGCCUGCCGCCCCGGCCCCCCGCCCUGGCCCGGCCCCGGCCCCGCGCCGCCCCCCGCCGCCGCCUCGGCCCCCGGGGGCUGCUGGCUGCCGCGCCGCUUCGCCCGGGCCGUGCUGGUGCUGAUCGACGCGCUGCGCUUCGACUUCGCCCGCUGGGAGCCCGAGGCGGCGGCGGCGGCGGGCCCGGGCCCGGGGCGGCCCUUCGCGAACCGGCUGCCGACCCUGCGCCGCCUGCUGGCCGCCCGCCCGCGCCAGGCGCGCCUCUACCGCUUCCGCGCCGACCCGCCCACCACCACCCUGCAGCGCCUGAAGGGCCUGGCCACCGGCUCCCUGCCCACCUUCGUCGACGCCGGCAGCAACUUCGCCUCCCACGCCGUCCGCGAGGACAACCUGCUGCGCCAGCUGGCCGACAACGGAAAGAGAGUGGUCUUCAUGGGCGAUGACACGUGGGACGGGCUCUUUCCUGAAGCGUUCUCCCAGUCGUACUUCUUCCCCUCCUUCAAUGUAAAGGACCUCCACACUGUGGAUGAAGGGAUCCUGCAGCAUUUGUACCCCACAGUGGAUGGCGGCGAGUGGGAGCUGCUGAUUGCUCACUUCUUGGGCGUGGACCACUGUGGCCACAAGCACGGGCCGGAUCACCCCGAAAUGGCCAAGAAGCUGUCCCAGAUGGACGCGAUGCUCAGGUCUUUGGUUGACCACCUGGCAAAUGACACGCUGCUCCUUGUGGCAGGGGACCAUGGCAUGACGAGCACCGGGGACCACGGAGGAGAGAGUGAGGACGAAGUCAACGCAGCCCUCUUCGUGUAUAGCAAAGCCCCGCUCUUCCAGGACCUCCCCCCUCAGGAACCGGAGACUGUCCCACAGGUGAACCUCGUGCCUACGCUGGCCUUGCUGUUGGGCGUGCCAAUCCCUUACAGCAACAUUGGAGAAGUGAUGGCUGACCUCUUUGCAGUUGAGGGGGAUGCCGCCUCCUCGGUCCUGGCCCAGCUGGCCGCCUACAGUGUCAAUGCCUGGCAGGUCAACCGCUUCCUGCACUCCUACUCUCUGGCUGCCCAGGACCUCUCAGAGGAGAAGCUGCUCCGUCUCCAAGACCAGUUUUCUGCUAUUAUGGAGGAAUACAAGCAGUUCUUGGCCCAGGCGGGCCCUCCGGCACUGCCUGAGCUGCAGCGCCUCCGAAGCCGCUUCAGUCGAUACCUGCGAGAGGCACGGGCCGUGUGCGCGGAGUCCUGGGCCCGCUUCCACCCAGCCUGCAUGGUGGCCGGCUGUGCGCUUUUGGCCUCUUCCUGCUUGUUGUGCUGGGUGGCCUCCCAGGUGGCCUCGGCCUGGGGCUUCUCCUACCGGCACCUGCUCCUCUACCCGCUGCUGUGGGGUGUGGCGGGGGCUGCCCUGCUGGGGCUGGCUCACCUCUGGGGGUGGGCUGGAGUGGACUUCAUCUUGUUGGCUUCCUGGGCAGCAGCGGCCUCCCAGUGCGGGUUCUUCUGGCACUGCUGGGCAAGGCGAUCCUGGAGGCCCCGCUCCACCGGCCCUCGUUCCUCGUCUGGAGCUGCUGGUCUGAGGCAGAGGCUGUGGGCGCGGGCAGGCCCAGCUCUCCCCUUGAGCCUCCUCUGUGUUCGCUGCGGGGCAAUGCUGUCGGAUAGUUUUGUGAUGGCCGAGGCCCAGGUGGUCGCGUUCCUGCUCGUCUCCUUGGUGCUGUUGCUGGUGCUGAGGCUCCACUGGGAAGGCAGGCUGGAGGACUCUCCUUUUUCCUGGCAGCUGCUUGGCCUGCUGGGCGGCAUCCUAGCCUGCGUGCGCCUCUCGGGGCUUUUCCGGCAGUGCCGCGAGGAGACCCCCCACUGCCGCUCAUCACCCGUCCUGGCUCCGCUGUCCAGUUUGCAGGACCCGCAAACCAAGAACUUCUACUACAUGCUUUGUCUGGCUGUGCUGGUGGGUCUGGCGUGGGGGGUGCGCUGCUGGCUGCGGCACUAUGGCAACCUGAACAGCCCCAGCCCGCCCGUGCUCUUUGUGCGCUGGGGGUUCCCCCUGCUGGCCAUCUGCAUCGGUGGCUACUGGGCCAUCACCUCGGGGGCUGAGGAGGCACUGGUCCAAGCCCACCCCUGGGUGCAGCUGGCUCUGGUGGCCUUCCCGCAGAGCGUCUUUGUCCUAGUCAUAGCCGGACUCCUUUUGGUCCUUUGGGACCCCGUGACAGUCUUUGUGAAGGACAGCCGGGAGGCGGCAGCGACGGGAGGCCCCAUCCUGCUUCCUAGUUCCCAGGAGGAGCUCCAGCAGGUCAUCCCUCAGCUCUACCGCCGGAUGCAGGAGUCCCUGAAGAGCCGGCUGGGCGAAACCAAGGCCGGGAGCAGGGCCACCGUGGCCGCCUACGGCCUGGGCAGCGUGUACUCGGCCGCCCUGCUCAUCCCCCUGGCCCUGCUGGGCUUCCUCUUCAUGGUGCUGCACACGGAGCGGCUCAGCCUGGCCUUCUUGCUGCUGUUCCUCGAGGCCUUUGCCUGGCUGUGGGUGCACUCCUGGGCCGGGGCUCUGGCCUCGCAGGCAGAUCCCUUCACGGUGCCGUGGGAGGCCCUCAUUGGCUGGGCUCUUGCUGCUGCGCAGUUCUUCUACGCCACGGGCCACCAGCCCGUCUUCCCAGCGAUCCACUGGAAUGCAGCCUUUGUAGGGUUCCAGCAGGGGCACGGAGCCAACCUGAUUCCAGCUCUCCUGGUAGGGGCCAACACGUUCGCCUCACACAUCCUCUUUGCAGCUGGCUGCCCUUUGCUCCUGCUGUGGCCCUUUGUCUGUGAGAUGGCUGGCUGCCAGAGCAGGACACCCAAGAGCGAGACGGAUGACGGUGAGGAGCAGCUGAUGGAGAUGAGGCUACGAGAAGCUCCAGACAAGUUUUCGUUGGCACUGCUGCAGCUGGGGCUCAAGUACCUGUCCGUUCUGGGAGUUCAGAUGCUGGCUUGUGUCUUGGCAGCCAUGAUCCUCAGAAGGCAUCUUAUGGUCUGGAAGGUGUUUGCCCCCAAGUUCGUCUUCGAGACACUGGGCUUCGUAGUGAGCAGCAUCUUUCUCCUGUUGGGCAUCGGCCUGGUGAUGCGUGUGGACUGUGCUGUCAGUCUGUGGUUUAAGCAGGUCAUCCUGGCUCAGCCCAGGUAGCCCCAGACCAAGACAGAACCUGCCCAGGAGCUCCACGGCAUCUGCAGGCGGGGGGGUUCCAGGGAUCUCUCAGAGCUGUUGGACCGCUGCUCAGCUGGCUGGGUUGUAUGGACUAUCGGCGGAGCCGUCUUCUCCGCCCUGCGGGGCCACUGGCUGGACUUGGGCUCCCGUUGUCAGCGAACUGGGCUGAGAGAGACUCUGCAAAGGCACUCCUCCCUUUCUUGUGUGACUCUUGCCUUUCAUGCCUCUUUGCCAGGCAGGAAAUGUGCCUGGCAGGGAUGAGCAAUACAGGGGUGCCUCUGGGCUCCGAAGUGAGCGCU
Messenger RNA from Eublepharis macularius, 3560 nucleotides. It is a transcript of the gene PIGO, whose product is annotated as phosphatidylinositol glycan anchor biosynthesis class O. Gene Ontology annotation, molecular function: mannose-ethanolamine phosphotransferase activity. NCBI's taxonomy places the organism in Eukaryota, Metazoa, Chordata, Lepidosauria, Squamata, Eublepharidae. The coding region runs from base 1 to 3240 and encodes 1079 amino acids. Gene Ontology annotation, cellular component: endoplasmic reticulum membrane. The record is from RefSeq and is a predicted model, not a curated record. Gene Ontology annotation, biological process: GPI anchor biosynthetic process. The transcript has 10 exons.